AUGUCUGCCCCUGGUGCUGGUCAUGAAUUUCCUGCCAAGGAUGUCUCCUGGCAGAAGCGCGACGUUUUGCUAUUCGCUAACAGCAUUGGCGUGAAGGCCGACGAGCUGCACUUCCUCUACGUACCAUUCAAGCUCACCGACCAGGAGGUGACCGAUUUUUAUGCGCGCCAGCAGGCCGUCCACAUUCCAGGCGUGCCGAACUUGGACCACCGCCAUGGUGUCGAUGGCCAGCGCAAGCUCACUGUCUUGAAGCCGCUCCCUCCAACCAGUGCCGGCCGGAAAUUCGAACUGCGUAGCAAGGUCAUUGGUGUCUACGACAAGGGCAAGCCAGGCACCGUCAUUGAGACCGAGCAGUCAAUAGUCGACAAGGAGAGCGGCGAGGUGUAUAACAAGGUUUUGACCAGCGGUUUCUUGGUCGGUCAAGGCAACUGGGGCGGUCCUAAGGGUCCUGCCACCGUCAACUUUCCUCCACCCCAGGGCAAGAGCCCGGACGCCGUUCACGUUGUCCAGAGCAACAUGGAGACUGCUCACCUCCUGAACGGUGAUUAUAACCCUCUGCAUGCCACUCCCGAGCCUGGCCAGAAGAUGGGCUUUGGUGGCAUCAUCAUCCACGGUCUGUUCAGCUGGAACUCUGCCGCUCACGGUAUCUUACGGGAGCUUGGCGGCAGUGAUCCAGCUAACCUCAAGGAGUUCCAGGCUCGCUUUGCUUCGCCUGUUCGUCCGGGUGACAAGGUGACUACUGAGAUCUGGCGCAUGGGCAAUGCGCAAGCGGAUGGCUUUGAGGAGAUCCGUUUCGUCACCAAGAACCAGACCGGGAAGGUGGUCUUGAGCAAUGGCCGUGCCCUGCUGAAGGUUGUCGGUGCCAAGAGCAAGCUGUAA
Molecule: messenger RNA, 879 nt
Organism: Penicillium macrosclerotiorum
Lineage: Eukaryota; Fungi; Ascomycota; Eurotiomycetes; Eurotiales; Aspergillaceae
Product: putative peroxisomal dehydratase
Exons: 4
Coding region: 1-879 (292 amino acids)
Cellular component (GO): peroxisome
Source: RefSeq, a predicted model, not a curated record